This is a messenger RNA of Boleophthalmus pectinirostris (great blue-spotted mudskipper), 4122 nucleotides long. RefSeq names its product SUN domain-containing ossification factor-like. The record is from RefSeq and is a predicted model, not a curated record. NCBI's taxonomy places the organism in Eukaryota, Metazoa, Chordata, Actinopteri, Gobiiformes, Gobiidae. The transcript has 24 exons. Gene Ontology annotation, biological process: regulation of bone remodeling; protein folding in endoplasmic reticulum. Bases 188 to 3919 code for a protein of 1243 amino acids. Gene Ontology annotation, cellular component: cytoplasm; membrane.
GCAGUGUACUGACAUCCAGAGGCAGGUUCACUAACCGAGCAUCACCAAAGAAGAGCUAAACACCAGCCAAGUUUUCAGCAAGUUCUACCUGUCAUUGUUAUCCAUUUAACUUCACAGGAUAAACUGUAUUUAAGGAUGUAAAGCUAUUUCUGAACAGAGCGAGGAUGAGUCCACCGACCGGAGACGGAUGAAGAUGACAUUUCUGUUAUGGCGAGCUGUGUCUCUGUGGCUAUGUGUAGCUGUUUUAUUUUUGUGUCUUGAUGAGUCCCAUGUUGGCAGUGCAAAGCCUCAGGAAGAGGCCAAGAGGCCAGUGUCCUCACAGGACAUGUGCUCGGAGAAAGGGUGCGACCAAAUGACUCACAAUGAAAAGCUUGAAGCAAUACCAUCAUCUUUAGUCAAUGAGCACCCUAACGAUGAGGCAGAGGAUGAGGUAAAAGAUGAACACAAAGACAAAGGAGAACAACAGAUCCUGGAUUUGGAGGUGCCUUCCAUGGAACAGUCUUUGAGAGAAGAAGCAAAAGAAGAUGAGCAUGAACAAAACUCAGCACAUGAACUGGACAGACUCUCCGCUCUUCCGUUUUCUGAGCCACUUUCUGCUUUGGCUGGUGAAGUUAAAGAUGGGUCUAUGCUGCACAUUCAGGAGGAAACACUAGAAAGUGUGUCAGAACAUGCCCCUGAUGUAACUGAAGUAAAUGAUUCUGACCACCCUUCUGCUGAUUGUGAGGUGGAGCCCAACCCCUUUGAUAGUGACAGCAGCCCUCCGGUGGUCCUGGAGAACACCUCUAAUGCUCACACCACAGGCACUAAGUCCCUCCCUGACCCUCCUCUGAGUUCCCCAGCUGCUCCCAGCACACAGCACCUGGAGACGAAUGUCUCCCACAUGCUCCAAGACCAGACCUCAUCUGGUACCACAGAGACAGACUCCAAUGUGGGCAGCAAAGACCCAGAGGACAUUCCAACAUUUGAUGAGUGGAAAAGAAAAGUGAUGGAGGUUGAAAAGGAAAAAACUGUGACCACACAUACAUCUACUAAUGGAGCUGCUCAUCCAGUGAAGAAAGUCCAAAAAAACUUCAACAACUAUGCUUCUGUGGAGUGUGGGGCCAAAAUCUUAGGUGCUAAUCCUGAGGCUAAGAGCACUUCAUCCAUUCUGAAGGAGAACAUGGAUUUGUACAUGUUAAAUCCAUGUAGUAAUAAAAUAUGGUUUGUUAUUGAGCUCUGUGAGCCAGUUCAGGUGAAGCAGUUGGAUAUUGCCAACUUUGAACUCUUUUCUUCUACUCCCAAAGACUUUCUUGUCUCCAUCAGUGACAGAUACCCAACAAACAAGUGGCUGAAACUGGGAACAUUUCAUGCUCGAGAUGAACGCACUGUCCAGAGUUUCCCAUUAGAUGAACAUCUUUAUGCGAAAUAUGUCAAGAUGUUCACCAAGUACAUAAAGGUGGAGCUGGUCUCUCACUUUGGAUCUGAACAUUUUUGUCCUCUCAGUCUCAUACGGGUGUUUGGCACCAGCAUGGUGGAAGAGUAUGAGGAGAUCGCUGACCCUUCGGAAAGGCCAGAGGAGCAGGACGAUGACAUGGAUUACCCUGCUGGCUAUGCACCUGCUGAUGGUGACUCCAAAAAUUUAAUUGGAUCUGCAAAAGAUGCAAUUUUUAACAUUGUGAAAGACAUUGCUGUUGUUCUGGGAAGAAGCGAUGAGAUGCCAGGCAACAUAACAUCUCAGGAAGUUAAUAUGACUGAGCCUCAGUUACAACCUGAAACAACUACUGAAACAAACCCAAACAUGCAACCCGAGCCAGAAGUGGAAGAUCUUUCCACAACUGCAACUCAAGGCACUCAAAUGCCUGAGGCAGUUGUAACUGAUCUUAACAAUGGUGUACCUGCAGCUACAGAAGAACAAAUUGUCAUUCCUUUAGAAAAAGAGGAGGAUGAGCCUAGCAUCAGCUCUACCAUUAUUUAUUUGGGCGAGGAAGAGGUAGACGAAGAGAAACUUGACAACCAAAAAAAUCAGGAUCCAUGCGCUCUGUUGCCUUUAUCUCCUGCCUGCUCCUGCGCUGCUUCACUACACGAGUACUUGCUGCAGACAUGCUUACUGCACAUGCCCCAAAAUUGCACAAACUGCCAAACUGUUGAACAAAUACAAAUGGAUGUGCCUAACUGGGUGAUAUACCAGCCCCCUUCUUCAUAUCCACAUCCACAACAGGCGCAAAAGGAUUCACUGGAAAUACCAGACAAAGAAGAUUCUGUUUCUGAGAAUGAGAACAAAGCCAGCUUCACUGAAAAAACACUUUCUCCUAAUACAAUAUCCCAGCCUGAAGUUCACCCUAUAGAGCAAAGUCAGACUUCAGACGAUCUCAACUCCAUUGAGUCUUAUGUUACCAUAGCAACCCCUGCUGAAGAAACGCCACAGUUAGUCCAGGAAAUACCAAUCAAAAUGCCUAGUUCUAAAAUGAACCAGGAUUCUGCUGAGGAGAAGCAAAUUGAAUCAACCCUUAGUGGCUCUCUUAAUUCUGUUCCCGCUUUAAGCGUAACAUUGGUCGAUCCAACACCACCAAAAGAGAAAACAAAUCUAGAUCUAUCUCAAGAAAUGAAAAGUAAAGAUGGCAAAGAUGCAGCUCCGGUAGUUAACUCCAAAACCCCUCAUUCAGAGCCAGAUGCAACAGUUGUCCCAGAUGAGAAUAAGCUGUCUGAAAUAGAGCCCAUCCUUGACCCCCUGCCCUCUGAAGUCCUCAACAUGGAUUCAAAAAUGGAGGACACGGCCGAGGAUAUAGCCUCAGGUAUAUCACGCCCCUCCGCUGUUACUACAUCGUCCCUAUCAGAUAUUUACGCAGAGCCCCCUAAUGGUACGGAGCUGAAUGGCAGCCCUGUGCACGGCUCCAGCCAGAAGGAGUCUGUGUUUAUGAGGCUGAACAAUCGAAUCAAAGCUCUGGAGAUGAACAUGUCACUGAGUGGGCGUUACCUUGAGCAGCUCAGUCAGAGGUACCGGAAGCAAAUGGAGGAGAUGCAAAAGGCUUUUAACAAAACUAUUAUCAAGCUUCAGAAUACCUCCAGAGUGGCAGAGGAACAGGAUCUUCGUCAGACGGAGUCCAUUCAGCAGCUGCAGGGCCAGUUGGCAAAUGUGACUCAGCUCGUUCUCAACCUGUCUGUUCAGGUCAGCCAACUGCAGAGUGAGGUAUCUGAUCGUGAGAGCUACCUGCUGCUCUCCCUGUUCAUGUGUCUCUGUUUGGGUUUACUGCUUUACAUCAACCGCUGCAGAAUGUCAUCUACUUUCUGUCCUGAGCCCGACCCACCAGUCCCAGAGAGCUACACCUACUGCUGUCCAGAACGGCAGUUUUCCAGCGAUGAGGCGGCACUCAAGAGAAGCGCAUCCUAUCCACUCAUCCACUCUGACUCAUUCCAGUUGGCCUCCACUAUGGAAAUUCUACAACACGAAGAGACUCAGAGUCUUUGUCCAGCCAGUAAAAAGAGAAGACGUAGAAAGGUGAAGUCUCUGGAGAAAGUGGAGACCCUAAAGCCCUCUCUCCAUGCCACUGAGCAGGUCCAGAGCAAAGGGCCUGAUAAAACAUGUAAUGGGGGGUCCGUGCUUGUGGAACCUAACCCUCUUGCACAGACCAUACUCCAGCCCCCUUUUAGAGAUCCUGUGUCAGAGGGCAGCUCUGAGUGCUCCUCUCACUCAGAUGACCCUUCUUUCUGUGGCAUCACAGCGGCCUGUAACAGAAUCUGUGAUGGACUUCCUGCUAAAAGUCGCGCAGAGCGGCGGGCCCUGAGGCGCAGACGGGCCACAAACAGUGCAGUGGUGGACUACCUCAAAGCCCCCAGCAGACACAAGAGGAACUCGCUACCUAUUUACACAAUCCAUGACAUCAUGGACCGACAGGAGCAGAGCUCCUGUGGACUCAAUGUGCACCUGUCAGGUCCUGUCUGACUUUUAACUUGCACUCACUGCUAAGGCUGUAGAAUAGUGGGUGGGGCAGAUAGCUUCAAGCGCAAACAAUGGACAAUCCUCACCUGUUAAUGCUCAAGAUUAGUUCUUGUUACAUGCCCAUGUUUGUAACAUUAAUGUCUUCCAAGUUCUAGAUUCUUCCUGUUUUUUGGAAGUGUUAUUAAAUAGACAUAUUCUGCACAAUA